This is a messenger RNA of Rotaria sp. Silwood2, 765 nucleotides long. The record is from the annotation of a GenBank genome assembly. NCBI's taxonomy places the organism in Eukaryota, Metazoa, Rotifera, Eurotatoria, Philodinida, Philodinidae.
AUGGCAACCGAACGGCGUCAUAGAGUAACAACUUCUACAAUCACACAAGAUAAUGGUUCACGAAUUCAACCACAAGACUUUAGCAGUGCUGUUCAUAUGAUUGGAAAUGGAGUCAGAGAAACAGUAAAAUUAACAACUGCUGCUAUUCUAGAAUUUCAAGGUGCAGUGAAAGUCAUAUUACCACAAUUAAGUACUGAACAUCAAAAGCAAAUUUAUGAAGUAUUCAACAACUAUAAUAAAUUAUUGAUAAAAAAUCAAAAAUUUUUAACAAGAUCAUUGAUAUUAGCUUCUCGAGCUCAAACAUCAAAGGAAUUAAUGGAAUCAAUCAAUAUCAAAAUAAUAGAAGAAAUGAUUGAAACUGUUCAAGAAUUAUUACAAAGAUUUUUUGAACUCAAUCCAAUCCUCGAAGAAAAAUUAAAAGAUCAACGAGCACUAAAACAAUGGAGAAAUAUUUUUGGUAUGAUGGCAGGCUUUACAACAACUUUGAGAGUAUAUUUGACAACAGCAGGAUCAAUAACUAUUGCAUCAUUAAUGGCAACAAGUGUAAUGCAUGUAGCACAACAUGCAUCGGAGUUAGAUCUGAUUAUGAAGAAUUUGAAAGAAAUUCGUAAAGGAUUAAUACAACUUGGUCAAAACUAUUCAAAAAUGCAAGAAACGAUUCAAUUAUUAUUGGAUUCAGAUACAACAAAACAAGAUUUCAUUAAACUUCUCAAAGAAACACAAACAAUAGUUGAUCAAGGUUUUCAACUUUUAAAAGAGUUAUAA